Pelobates fuscus (common spadefoot toad) is the source of this 1575-nucleotide messenger RNA. RefSeq names its product adhesive plaque matrix protein-like. Bases 1 to 1575 code for a protein of 524 amino acids. The record is from RefSeq and is a predicted model, not a curated record. The transcript is spliced from 2 exons. NCBI's taxonomy places the organism in Eukaryota, Metazoa, Chordata, Amphibia, Anura, Pelobatidae.
AUGGGAAAGGUCAUAGGCAUUUUGGGAAUCUGCAUUCCUCAAUAUUCCAGCAUAUUCCUCAAUAUUCCAGCCGAUUCCUCAAUAUUCCAGCAGUUCUCUCAGAAUCCCAGACGAUUCCUCAAUAUUCCAGCAGAUCCCUCAGUAUCCCAGCACAUCCCUCAGUAUCCCAGCAGAUCCCUCAGUAUCCCAGAUGAUUCCUCAAUAUUCCAGCAGUUCCUUCAGUAUCCCAGAAGAUCCCUCAGUAUCCCAGCCGAUUCCUCAGUAUCCCAGCCGAUUCCUCAGUAUCCCAGCACAUCCCUCAGUAUCCCAGACGAUUCCUCAAUAUUUCAGCAGUUCCCUCAGUAUCCCAGCAGAUCCCUCAGUAUCCCAGCCGAUUCCUCAGUAUCCCAGCAGGUCCCUCAGUAUCCCAGCACAUCCCUCAGUAUCCCAGACGAUUCCUCAAUAUUCCAGCAGUUCCCUCAGUAUCCCAACAGAUCCCUCAGUAUCCCAGCAGAUCCCUCAGUAUCCCAGCAGAUCCCUCAGUAUCCCAGACGAUUCCUCAAUAUUCCAGCAGUUCCUUCAGUAUCCCAGAAGAUCCCUCAGUAUCCCAGCCGAUUCCUCAGUAUCCCAGCAGAUCCCUCAGUAUCCCAGCCGAUUCCUCAGUAUCCCAGCACAUCCCUCAGUAUCCCAGAUGAUUCCUCAAUAUUCCAGCAGGUCCCUCAGUAUCCCAGCAGAUCCCUCAGUAUCCCAGCAGAUCCCUCAGUAUCCCAGCCGAUUCCUCAGUAUCCCAGCAGGUCCCUCAGUAUCCCAGCACAUCCCUCAGUAUCCCAGACGAUUCCUCAAUAUUCCAGCAGUUCCCUCAGUAUCCCAGCAGAUCCCUCAGUAUCCCAGCAGAUCCCUCAGUAUCCCAGCCGAUUCCUCAGUAUCCCAGCAGGUCCUUCAGUAUCCCAGCACAUCCCUCAGUAUCCCAGACGAUUCCUCAAUAUUCCAGCAGUUCCCUCAGUAUCCCAGAAGAUCCCUCAGUAUCCCAGCAGAUCCCUCAGUAUCCCAGCAGAUCCCUCAGUAUCCCAGCAGAUCCCUCAGUAUCCCAGACGAUUCCUCAAUAUUCCAGCAGUUCCUUCAGUAUCCCAGAAGAUCCCUCAGUAUCCCAGCCGAUUCCUCAGUAUCCCAGCAGAUCCCUCAGUAUCCCAGCCGAUUCCUCAGUAUCCCAGCACAUCCCUCAGUAUCCCAGAUGAUUCCUCAAUAUUCCAGCAGGUCCCUCAGUAUCCCAGCAGAUCCCUCAGUAUCCCAGCAGAUCCCUCAGUAUCCCAGCCGAUUCCUCAGUAUCCCAGCAGAUCCCUCAGUAUCCCAGCACAUCCCUCAGUAUCCCAGACGAUUCCUCAAUAUUCCAGCAGUUCCCUCAGUAUCCCAGCAGAUCCCUCAGUAUCCCAGCACAUCCCUCAGUAUCCCAGCCGAUUCCUCAGUAUCCCAGCAGGUCCCUCAGUAUCCCAGCAGAUCCCUCAGUAUCCCAGCAGAUCCCUCAGUAUCCCAGCAGAUCCCUCAGUAUCCCAGCAGAUGUAUUUUGUUUCCUACACCUGUUUAUCUGAAGCUGUAUAA